UGUCUUAGUGUUUAAAAACUAGGGUAUGUCCCUUUAAUGGAGUGGUGUACAAACAGGUUGAUAACCCAUAUAAGGUAAUAGUGUAUGUUUUUCGCAGAAGAGAUAACGGGACUAUGUCACCCUCACGAGACAGGUUGAGAGUAGUGAUUACUGACGAAUAACAAUGGCGUUGUUGUUGUGAACGCUUUAUUUAAGCUAAUUAUAAAGAAGAAAGAUGGUGUUGUUGUGAACAUUUUAUUCAUAUUCACUUUCAAGAAGGAUGGUAACUUAAUUUGUGCACUUUCACGAAAUCACUGAACAGAAAGUCCGAUCACCCGAGAUGUUGAGUGUGGGCGUGGCAAUGUCUCAAUCAGUGAGAUAAGCUCAAUAUCUCGAGGAAUUGUGAAGAAAAAACCCAUCCAGAAAACUUUAUGCGGGACAGACGGACGGACGGAAAGACAGAAAUACAGAGAUGAAACCUAUAACCCCCUCCGGUUGGACCGAUGCUUUAUCAAAGUUGUUAAGGUGAUUAACGAACUCGAACCAAGAUGGCUGAAAGCAGUGUUGUUCCACUUCUUGAGAUACAAGACAAGUUCGUCACGUGUGAGAUUUGUUUUGAUUAUUUCGACGAUCAGGACAAAUCUCCACGUAUCUUACCGUGCUUUCACAACUUCUGCUGCCGCUGUCUGGAGUCGAUUUGGGAGAAGUCACCGACUGGAGUACGAUGUCCCAACUGUCGGAAGGUUUGGCGUGUUCACAACAACAUAUCAGAAACGUUUCCACAAAACAAGGUUCUGAGGAAUUUAGUUGAAUAUCUUACAAUGAAGAACAAGGUGGAUGAAAUUAUGUGUCAUGAAUGUCCUGUCAGUUCAAGGGCAACAAUGCGUUGUUUGGACUGUCGGGAAUUCAUGUGUGAAGGAUGCGCAACAUAUCAUAAAAAAUUUGCAAUGUCAAAAGACCACAAGAUCAUCCUAAUUUUAGAUUUGGUUAAUAUGCCUCAUGAUGAUUUUUUUCACCAGACAGAUACGUGCAAAAAACACAACAUGAAUGUAGAUCUAUACUGCAAGGCUUGUGCAACUGAUAUCUGUUCAUCAUGUGUUCAUGUCUCUCAUAGAGACCACGAGAUAUUGGAUCUCAAAGAUGUAUAUAAAGCAAAGAUGAACCACAUGAAAGGAACACUUAGAAAUUUACAAAGAUCAUCAAAAAGAGCACAGAAGUAUACAUCAAGACUUUCUAGACAAAAUGCAACUCUAGAUUCGAUGAAAGAAAAUAUUUAUAAAUAUAUUGAUGAUUCCUAUGAAGAGGUUAUUCAGAAGUUGUCUGACAAAAGAAAACAGAUGAAAGAAGAUGUCAUUUCAAACAUAGACAAACAAAAAGCUGACAGAAACGAGCAGAUGAAGUUGAGUAAACAGUCAGAAGUCCUCAAGGCGGACCAUGUUCUGCAUUGUAAGCAAGCUGUGCAAUUCGCACGAGCUGCUGACUUUAUAGAAAUGGCUCCAACCCUUGAAGACAAUCUUCUCUCUGUGAUGGAAGGUCAGGAACUGGUUGAUAUUCCUAUACAAGAGGUUACCAUUGAUGACACGUUCAAGCAGAUAGAGAAAAUUAUUGAGAAAACUGGUGUAACAUGGAAUGGAAUUAUUUUCAACAAAAACAACUCAGACGAGGAUGUGAUGAAACGAAUCCUCUUCCCUGUUGAUGGACAGUCAGAACAGUACAGAACACUUCUCUUGCCAAAUAUAGAGUAUGACCCACAAAAGAUGAACCGGAAGUCGUGUAAUAUUAACGAAUCUGGAAUUCUGGUCAACAAACCUUCAGAAGUAAAACAUACUGACCAGACUUCCGGUCUUCAGUGUUUCCUUGGAGUCAAAGCCAGGACGCAUGUCCCGACGUCUGGAUGUGCGUUCUGGGGGACGGAAGUCGACUGCAUGGUGCGUGAAUCGGCUGAAUUACAUACACUGAUAGCAGACGUUGGUCUUUGUCUGGACGAGCACUGUAAAGAUACAACAGCGAUUAUAAAUAACAAACAUGCGAGGGGUGUUAUGGUGGCCAGCUGUAAAACUCACAACAGUAUCUGUUUACGUCCUUGUUCUCGUGGAAAGCAGCUGUGCUGUAUUCCUGUGACAGAAUUCAAAACUAACUCACUACUCGAAGUCAGACUCGGGCUGUUGGUAGACAUCGACAACGCCACUCUCCACAUUAUCCGUGUUGACGAAAACACAGUUGUACACUCCAUUUCAAACAUCGACGUGUCGCGGCCGCUGAUGCCGAUGUUUGGUGGUUAUUUUCCUGAAUAUUUCGAUGUUAAAGUGAGAGUAACAUCUGGCACGGAUCUCUCAGUGAACCGUGAACUGUUGGUCCUGCUCUCGAGUUUAGUGAAAUAAAUCAUAAUGGGAGAGUCGUGAGACCUGAGUCAAUACAAUUCAAACCUGUGGAACCCGAUGCCGACUCCCACCCAGGGCGAGUUUAAACGAGCUAAUGGGAAGUUGUGACUAAUGGAAACUGUUUAAUGAUUGUAAUUGCAUAUCAACUAUAUUUUUCUGCAUAAAAUAUUAGUGACUGUAUACUAAACGUGUUUCUGAUCGUUCUAAUAUGUGUAGUAGCUUAA
Molecule: messenger RNA, 2584 nt
Organism: Gigantopelta aegis
Lineage: Eukaryota; Metazoa; Mollusca; Gastropoda; Neomphalida; Peltospiridae
Product: E3 ubiquitin-protein ligase TRIM56-like
Exons: 5
Coding region: 528-2360 (610 amino acids)
Biological process (GO): positive regulation of DNA-templated transcription
Cellular component (GO): chromatin; nucleoplasm
Molecular function (GO): zinc ion binding; ubiquitin-protein transferase activity
Source: RefSeq, a predicted model, not a curated record